Molecule: messenger RNA, 2205 nt
Organism: Eruca vesicaria subsp. sativa (arugula)
Lineage: Eukaryota; Viridiplantae; Streptophyta; Magnoliopsida; Brassicales; Brassicaceae
Source: the annotation of a GenBank genome assembly
AAAACGUCAAACACACACUUGUCUUAAAAUAAGUCUAAAAUAAAAUGAAAAAUAAAAAAACCCCAAAUAUUACAAAAAUAAAAUAAAAUAAAAGGACAUAAGGAAGAAUCGUGGACACAUGGUUACAUGAGAGAUACUUCCUCUUAAAGAUCCUCUUCCUCUUAACUAGAAUCUUUCCUCUUCCUCUAAUCAUAUCCAUAAACUCUCCCUCUCUCUCUCAUAUACACAGUGAUGAUAAUUAUACUUAUAUAUAUAUAUAUAACCACCCUGUUUCUCUUCACUAAAUUACAAAACAAGAAAACAGAACACAAAGGUUUUGUAAUUUCGUAUUUCUCCUGUGAUCUCUCUUCCUAAAUGGAGCAAGAACUACCUUCUACUACCACCAGACCCAAGCUACUAAACCGACUCAACACUUACGUCGGUUCAAGCCGGGUCGGCAAACGGUUCAAACUCACCGAACGAAACUCAACUUUCACGACCGAGCUCCGCGCCGGUACAGCGACUUUCCUCACCAUGGCUUACAUCCUCGCCGUGAACGCCUCCAUCCUCUCCGACUCCGGCGGCACCUGCUCCGUCUCCGACUGUAUCCCCCUCUGCUCAAACCCAACUCUCCCACCCUCCCAGUGUACCGGACCGAAUCUCCGAUUAAUCCAACCGGACUUAACCUGUAAAUUCAAACCGGUUAAUCCCGGUUACGCGGCCUGCGUGGAAUCAAUCCGUAAGGAUCUAAUCGUCGCCACCGUGGCGUCGUCUCUGAUCGGUUGCGUGAUCAUGGGCCUCAUGGCGAAUCUCCCUCUAGCGUUAGCUCCUGGGAUGGGAACCAACGCUUACUUCGCUUAUACCGUCGUCGGUUUUCACGGAUCCGGUUCAAUCUCGUACCGAACCGCUCUCGCAGCGGUUUUCAUCGAGGGGUUAAUAUUCCUCUUCAUCUCAGCUAUAGGCUUCAGAGCGAAGCUAGCGAAACUCGUCCCUAAACCGGUUAGAAUCAGCUCAUCAGCCGGUAUAGGCCUCUUCCUCGCUUUCAUCGGUUUACAGAAUAACCAAGGACUCGGUUUAGUCGGUUACAGUCCUUCCACGCUAGUCACACUCGCCGCCUGUCCAACCUCUUCACGAGCUUCGUUAGCUCCCGUUAUAACGUCCCUUAACGGAACCGUUAGUUUGAUCCCUGGAGGAGCGGUUUCGGGUGACGUCAUGUGUCUCCACGGACGCAUGGAGAGUCCGACGUUUUGGCUAGGCAUCGUGGGGUUCGUGAUCAUCGCGUACUGUCUAGUGAAGAACGUGAAAGGAGCGAUGAUCUACGGGAUCGUGUUCGUAACGGCGGUUUCUUGGUUCCGUAACACCGAGGUGACGGCGUUUCCGAACACACGUGCGGGAGAUAACGCGCAUGAUUAUUUCAAAAAAGUCGUUGACGUCCACGUCAUCAAACACACGGCGGGAGCUUUGAGUUUCUCGGGGAUAAGCGAAGGGCGUUUCUGGGAGGCGUUGGUGACUUUCCUCUACGUGGAUAUUUUGGACACCACGGGGACGCUCUACUCCAUGGCGAGAUUCGCCGGUUUCGUCGACGAGAAAGGAGAUUUCGCGGGGCAGUACUUCGCGUUCAUGUCCGACGCGUCUGCGAUCGUGAUAGGAUCGCUUUUGGGGACGUCUCCCGUGACGGUUUUUAUAGAGUCGUCGACGGGGAUAAGGGAGGGAGGGAGGACGGGGCUGACGGCGAUCACGGUGGCGGUUUAUUUCUUUUUGGCGAUGUUUUUCACGCCGUUGCUGGCGUCGAUACCGGCGUGGGCGGUGGGACCGCCGUUGAUACUGGUGGGGGUGAUGAUGAUGAAGUCGGUGACGGAGAUUGAUUGGGGAGAUAUGAGGGAGGCGAUUCCGGCGUUCGUGACGAUGAUUAUGAUGCCGUUGACGUAUUCGAUAGCGUACGGGUUGAUUGGUGGGAUUGGGACGUAUGUUGUGUUGCAUCUGUGGGAUUGGGGAGAGGGAGGGUUGGUGAGGUUAGGGUUUUUGAAAAGGAAAGUUGAAGAGGAGGGUGGUGAGAGUGGAGUUGCCAAAAUUAGCGAGACUCAUACGUCUGUUUAGUUUUUUUAUUUCACUUUUUUUUUGUUACUAUUGAUUUGUGUAAGUGAGUGGCUGAGUGAAUUGUUUAUUUAUUUUUGUUGUAGAUUUAAACAUGAAAAAUUGUAAAAAUGGGGGGGGGGGGGAAUAAAG